Messenger RNA from Myotis myotis, 2659 nucleotides. RefSeq names its product receptor interacting serine/threonine kinase 2 (gene RIPK2). Bases 213 to 1820 code for a protein of 535 amino acids. Gene Ontology annotation, biological process: protein phosphorylation; regulation of apoptotic process; positive regulation of canonical NF-kappaB signal transduction. Lineage: Eukaryota; Metazoa; Chordata; Mammalia; Chiroptera; Vespertilionidae. The record is from RefSeq and is a predicted model, not a curated record. Gene Ontology annotation, molecular function: JUN kinase kinase kinase activity; ATP binding. The transcript has 12 exons.
CGCUGCGGCCACUGAGCUGCCAGUCUCGCUCCGGACUGCGGUCGGUGCGGCUCCGGAAAAGUGGUGGCGGGCAGUCGCGCGGGCAUGGCCGCCUUGGCGACCUAGUGCCCACCUGCAGCAGGAGGUCUGGCCGCCCGCAGGGCGGAGCGGGAGCCGAGCGGGGGCGUGGGCAGCGGGGGCCGGGGCAGCGGGAGCGGCUGUGGGCCGGAGCCAUGAGCGCCGAGCCCAUCUGCAGCGCGCUGCCCGCCGUGCCCUCCCAGAAGCUCGCCGACCUGCGCUUCCUCAGCCGCGGCGCGUCCGGCACCGUGUCGUCCGCGCGCCACGCCGACUGGCGCGUGCAGGUGGCCGUGAAGCACCUGCACAUCCACACGCCGCUGCUCGACAGUGAAAGAAAUGAUGUCUUAAGAGAAGCUGAAAUUUUACACAAAGCUAGAUUUAGUUACAUUCUUCCAAUUUUGGGAAUUUGCAAUGAGCCUGAAUUUUUGGGAAUAGUUACUGAAUACAUGCCAAAUGGAUCAUUAAAUGAACUCCUACAUAGGAAAACAGAAUAUCCGGAAGUCGCCUGGCCGCUGAGAUUCCGCAUCCUGCAUGAAAUCGCACUGGGCGUGAACUACCUACAUAAUAUGAAUCCUCCUCUACUGCAUCAUGACCUGAAGACGCAGAAUAUCUUACUGGAUAAUGAAUUUCAUGUUAAGAUCGCAGAUUUUGGUUUAUCGAAGUGGCGCAUGAUGUCCCUGUCACAGUCGCGGAAUAGUAAGGCUGCCCCGGAAGGCGGGACCAUCAUCUACAUGCCGCCCGAGAACUACGAGCCGGGGCAGAAGGCGAGGGCCAGCGUCAAGCAUGACAUAUACAGCUAUGCAGUCAUCAUGUGGGAAGUCUUAUCCAGAAAACAGCCUUUUGAGGACGUCACCAACCCUUUGCAAAUUAUGUACAGUGUGUCACAAGGACACCGGCCCGACACCAGCGAAGACAGCCUGCCACCCGGUACCCCCCAUCGAGCGCGGAUGGUCGCACUCAUCGAAGGCGGAUGGGCACAGAACCCGGAUGAACGGCCGUCCUUCCUCAAAUGUUUAAUAGAACUUGAGCCAGUCCUGAGAACAUAUGAAGAGAUAAGUUUUCUUGAAGCUGUUUUGCAACUAAAGAAAACAAAGGUGCAGAGCGCUCUGAGUGCUGUCCACAUAUGUGACAAGAAAUCGGAGGCAUCUCUGAACUUCUCUCUAAAUCACGGUCCACUAGAGGAAUCCUGUGGAUCCUCUCAGUGUCAUAAAAGUAGCGGUUCUCCCAGAGCCGCCAGAUCCCUGUGCGCUGCUCAGCACGAUGGCCUUGUGUCUGGAAAAACCCCGGACCUUUCCACCCUGCUCCCCCGCCCGGCCAAUCACAGCUGGGAUGACGUGUCUGCGGCUCAGACGGCCCUGAUCUGUGACCAUGAGACCGCCCCGCGCUCUUUGGCAGUACACCCCCUCUCCGCCGAGGGGAACUCAGAGCGAUUGCAGCCUGGGGUGGCCCAGCAGUGGAUCCAGAGCAAAAGGGAGGAUGUCGUGAGCCAGAUGACCGAGGCCUGCCUCAACCAGGCGCUGGACGCCCUGCUGUCCCGGGACCUGAUCAUGAAGGAGGACUACGAACUCAUCAGCACCAAACCCACGAGGACCGCCAAAGUCAGGCAGUUACUGGACACCACUGACAUCCAGGGAGAGGAAUUUGCCAGAGUCAUAGUGCAGAAGCUGAAGGACAACAAGCAGAUGGGCCUCCAGCCCUACCCGGAAAUACUGCCCGCUUCUCGGUCGCCAUCGUUACUCUUAUUUCAAAAUAAAAGCUUAUAGGGGACUCUUUUUCAAGAAGAACAGUCAGCUUAUUAAAAGGUAAAACAAUGCAAAGUAUAUAAAGAAAAAUAUUAAUCUUUCAACAUAUGUUUCUACCUCCAUUUCUGACCUCAGCCAACAACCUGGGCAUGGACAGGUGCUGGUCCUUGCCUCCUCCCGGAGCAACCUCCUCGCCCAUCCUCCUUAACUGCUGCGUAAUACCACCAGGGAGCCUUUUUUCUUUUCCCUUUUUUUUAAUGUGUUUUAUAGAUUUUUAGAGAGAGUGGAAGGGAGAGAGAUAGAGAAAUAGCAACAUUGAUGAGAGAGAACCAUCGAUUGGCUGCCUCCUGCACGCCCCCUACUGGGGAUCGAGCCUACAACCCUGGCAUGUGCCCUGACCUCUUGGUUCCUGGGUUGAUGCUCAACCACUGAGCCACACUGACUGGGUGGCUUUUUUCUUUUUUUUAAGAUAUAGUGUGGGUUCUUUUUUGGCUAAUUGGGUUAUGUCACUAAGUGAAAAUGUACAAGGAAUAAUGCCCUUUUCUGAAAAUGUUUAUCAGCAAUGUCAGCAAACAGUGUGAACAGGACAAAUUCGAAAGCACCACACCCACAGUGUGAAAAAAUGAGGAAAAGCAGAAAUGACUGAUGGCGUUGAGGCAACGAAGUAUUUUAUUAAAAUUAUAAGAAUGUGUAUUUCCAUCUCCAUGUUGGAGCUUGACAUUCACCGGUGGUGCCUCGAGAAAAUGGAAAUUAACGUGAGAGACGGAAGCAGUGUGUGAGUUGUCUGUUAUUACGCCGAUCAUUUUUAAAGUGCGAGGAUAAAGAUUCAAUUUGAGAAAUAAAUUGAGAAAAAAAGCGUC